Indicator indicator is the source of this 1732-nucleotide messenger RNA. It is a transcript of the gene KLHDC3, whose product is annotated as kelch domain containing 3. NCBI's taxonomy places the organism in Eukaryota, Metazoa, Chordata, Aves, Piciformes, Indicatoridae. Gene Ontology annotation, cellular component: cytoplasm. Bases 1 to 1149 code for a protein of 382 amino acids. Gene Ontology annotation, molecular function: protein binding; chromatin binding. The transcript has 10 exons. The record is from RefSeq and is a predicted model, not a curated record.
AUGCUCCGGUGGGCAGUGCACUUGGAAGGAGGGCCCCGCAGGGUGAACCACGCGGCCGUGGCUGUCGGGCACAAGGUCUAUUCCUUCGGCGGGUAUUGCUCUGGGGAGGACUAUGAGACCCUGCGCCAGAUCGACGUCCACGUUUUUAACGCAGUGUCUCUGCGCUGGGUCAAGCUACCUCCAGUGUGGACCAACAGCCGAGACCAGGUGAGGGAGGUGCCCUACAUGAGGUAUGGGCACUCAGCAGUGCUCAUAGACGACACCGUCUACAUAUGGGGCGGCCGCAACGACACCGAGGGAGCCUGCAACGUGCUCUAUGCCUUUGAUGUCAACACGCACAAGUGGUUCACGCCAAAAGUGUCUGGAAUGGUCCCAGGAGCAAGAGAUGGGCACUCAGCUUGUGUCCUGGCAAAGACCAUGUUUAUCUUUGGAGGCUAUGAACAGCUGGCCGACUGCUUUUCAAACGAUAUCCACAAACUGGACACCACAACCAUGACGUGGACCUUAAUCUCUGCCAAGGGUACACCAGCUCGCUGGAGAGACUUCCAUUCAGCUACCAUCAUUGGCACAAAGAUGUACGUCUUUGGUGGCAGAGCUGAUCGGUUUGGGCCCUUCCACUCCAACAAUGAGAUCUACUGCAACCGCAUUAAGGUGUUCGAUACGGAAACAAACUCUUGGCUGGACUCCCCUCAAACCCCAGUGCUGCCUGAAGGUCGCCGGAGCCAUUCAGCAUUCAGCUACAAUGGGGAGCUCUAUGUAUUUGGUGGCUACAACGCACGUCUGAACAGACACUUCCAUGACCUCUGGAAAUUCAAUCCAGUUUCCCUUUCUUGGAGGAAGAUUGAGCCCAAGGGGAAAGGCCCAUGUCCUCGACGCCGGCAGUGCUGCUGCAGAGUGGGGGACAAAAUCAUUCUCUUUGGAGGCACCAGCCCAUCUCCAGAGGAGGGAAUGGGUGAUGAAUUCGACCUGAUGGAUCACUCGGAUCUCUACAUCCUUGACUUCAGCCCCAGUCUGAAGACACUGUGUAAGCUAGCAGUGAUUCAGUACAGCCUGGACCAGUCCUGCCUUCCCCACGACAUCAGAUGGGAGCUCUCUGCCAUGACGACCAACAGCACCAUCAGCCGCCCUAUCGUCUCGUCCCAGGGCUGAGGCCGGCCUGUCCCUCUGCCACCCCACCCUUGCUUCUCCACACAACGACCUCUUCUUCCACUGUCUGCAUGAGUUUUUUUUAACCCUUUCAAGCAAGGAACAUGUGAGCUCAGUCUGUCUUCCCCUAGCUAGGCCUCUCUCUGCUCUUGUCAUGUGUUGGGCAGCACAAGUGGACAGGCGGAGCAGGCUGCCAGGGAAGAAAUCUGCUCACCCCAGCAGCACAACUGUGAACUGCCCUCCUUGUUGAUGGCUCCAGCAUCUCCUGCCUUCCUGCAGGAAGGGGACUUCCUGCCUGUGGAGCUGCAUCUCUGCUGGCCUGGUCCCUGGCCACUUUCCAAGGGCCUGCAUCAACUCCUACCACCAGCUGUGUCCUGGGGUUGGCCCUGGGCUGUGAACUGUUCCUGUGCUGCAUCGGGAAAGCAGGGACCUCCAUGCCUGCACCUGCCAGUGCUGACCAGCUUCCUGGCACCGGAGGGCAGGCCCCAGCCUCACACUGAGCCUGAUGUGGGGGCCUGGACCCAACUGGACUCUCUGCCCAGCUCCCAUUGUAAAACAGCAACUGGGGGGAGUUUUAUAAACACUG